ACAUAAUCAGUGUGGUUUAGCUUUCAUAAUUUUGCACGUUCAAAACAAAAGCACUAUUUUAUGAGCUUUUGCCGAUAGCCACAAAAUUCUUGUAACUAUGCCACCUGAAUCCGUGUCUCCCCACCUAAGCUCAUUUAUUGCCUCCUCUGUUUCUGCUGUCUGCUUUCAAUACCUCCACCAUUUUCCCAUUUAUGGCCAGUAGAAAGAUUACUUGCCUCUCUCUCUCAUCAACUGUUUCUACUUAGGCUUCAAUUAUGCUGCGUUCUUGAAUGCUCACACCUUUCGAGAGCACUAGAGCAUGAAAUUAAGUUGAUUGGCGGGUUGGUAGCAAUUAUGCCAAUCGGUUUUCAAUGUUGAAGAGGAAAAGAUUCGUCUGCAUUUCGGGGAUGUGGGCAUGCAUGUUCUUUCACUAGUCUUGAGAAGGAAAUUAAAAUCAAGAUUCAAUUUUUAUAGUUUUUCUUUUGUGGGAGUGGGAUUCUUUGCUGAUUAGCUGAGCUUCAGCCAUGUGUAAGAAUGCCUAAUUGCUCACUUCUUCUUCUAAGCUCAGUGAGAGAGAGAAGGUGUGCAGUACAGUUGAGUGCAUAAAGAAGAAACCAUUAGUGAAAAGCUCAGUGGGUAGAUGGGGUUUCAUUUCAUUAAUUGAUAUCCAUUUUCUUGGGUUUUUGUCAGUUUGCUUUUUUCCCCUUUACCUUGAUGAAGCCGUCUCAGUAAAGCAAAUGUGAGAGAGCGUCAGUCAACCCUAAGGGGUUGAUAGUGACAAUAACUGGCGCCUUAUUUUGCACUUCAUUUUGGCCCCAGUAAUUUCAAAAACUAAUCUUUUCUCACACCCUUCCCCCCCUUUUCAUGAUUGUUCUAGAUCUGUAAUUUAGGCUCUGUUGAAGCCAAAGGUGUAGCCAUUGUUAACUUGUACACUCCGAGAUUUUGCAGGUGCUUAGUGCUAAUCAAGUGGCUUUAGUUAACUUAGGGUGAACUACAUGUGUUUUUUACUGAUGGGUACGAAUUCAAGAAUUCAUUUUUAGCUGUACUUCUCAUUUAUUAGUUUCCCCAGCUGGGUGGUUGUUGUGGUCUUGAAAGUCUGUUGAGUUUUAUCCAUGGAUGGUCCAUUGCAAGUAUUGGUGCUUAAGCACAACCCCAUUUGCUCACUCUUCUUGCUGUCACCAUUGUUGUUGAUGCUCAUCACACUGCCACCACUAGUUAGAUCAGGCGAUGCCGAGGCUCUCUUGGCUCUGAGAGCUUCGAUGGACUCGGUGGGGGUGCUCCCGUGGGGUCGGGGAGGGGCUGAUGUUUGCCAGUGGCAAGGUGUUAAAGAGUGCUUGAAUGGGAGGGUGACCAAGCUUGUGGUGGAGAGGUUUAACUUAAGUGGCUCAUUGGAUGGCAAAAACCUUAAUCUGUUGGAUCAGCUUAGGGUGCUGAGCUUUAAAGAGAACUCGAUUUCUGGCCAAAUCCCAGAGCUUCCUGGCCUUGUAAAUCUCAAGUCUCUUUACCUCAACAACAACAAGUUUGAGGGUGGAAUCCCAGUUAGUCUUGCUCGGAUGCAUCGCCUCAAGGUGGUUGUGCUGUCGGAGAACAGGCUAUCGGGUCAGAUUCCUCAGGCGUUCGUUGGAUUGAGCCGAUUGUAUGUGCUUUUUGUGCAGGAUAAUAGAUUGACUGGUUCUAUUCCCCCAUUCAACCAAACCAAUCUUACAUUCUUUAAUGUUUCUAAUAACUUGCUAUCCGGGAGAAUACCUAUAACUGCAGCAUUGGCUAAGUUCGAUGGGCUCUCUUUCAUUGCCAAUGCUGAUCUGUGUGGUGAACAGAUUCAGAAGCCAUGUCGUUUUGGUCCAUCUGCCAGUCCAUCAUUUUCAGUAGAGCCCGGUGAAACAGGACAUCAUCAUAAGUGGAAUAAGAAGCAUAUUUUGAUUCCUGUUCUCAGUGUCAUUGGAUUUGUCCUUCUAUGCAUCAUUGCAGUGGUUCUUAUCGCGUGUUUGAGGAACAGAGGCAAUGAGAAGGAGGCGGGUGGUAAGGUGGCUGCACGAGGCGUGGAGGAGGGGGCACCUAGUGGGACAGCAGACGAGAACGCUGAGGGCAAACACGAGGUGUUUCCUUGGGAUCAAGGGGGUGAAGGGCUAGGGAGUUUGACAUUUGUUGGUGAUGAGAAGAUGAAUUACAGCUUGGAGGAUCUUUUGAAGGCUUCAGCUGAGACGUUGGGGAGGGGGAUGUUGGGGAGCACGUACAAAGCAGUGAUGGAGACGGGCUACAUUCUGACAGUCAAGAGGCUGAAAGAUGCGAUGUACCCGACAAUGGAGGAGUUCAGAAGACACAUUGAGAUUCUUGGCAGGUUAAGACAUCCCAAUCUGGUUCCUCUCAGGGCUUAUUUUCAGGCUAAGGAGGAACGUCUACUCGUGUAUGAUUACUUCCCCAACGGCAGCCUCUUCUCUCUCGUACAUGGAUCAAGAACUGCAGGUGGUUCAAAGCCUCUUCACUGGACAUCUUGCCUUAAAAUAGCCGAAGACGUCGCGACCGGGCUGCUCUACAUCCACCAGAACCCUGGCCUAACUCAUGGUAACUUGAAAUCCACCAAUGUACUACUCGGGUCCGACUUCGAGUCAUGCCUCACGGACUACGGACUGACACCCUUCAGAAACCCCGAGUCGUACGAGGAAUCCAGUGCUUCGUCCCUCUUCUACCGGGCUCCCGAGUGUCGCGAUCCCCACAGACCCCUAACACAGAAGGCCGAUGUAUAUAGCUAUGGGAUCCUCCUGCUCGAGCUUCUAACCGGCAAGACCCCUUUCCACGACUUCAUGCAAGAACACGGCCCGGACAUAUCCGGAUGGGUACGGUCUAUACGGGACGCAGAGACCGAGUCGGGCGACGACCCUGCGUCGAGCAACGAGGGGUCCGAGGAGAAGAUCGGUGCUCUCCUGGAGAUUGCCGUGGCGAGCGUCGCGGCCGUGCCCGAGAACCGGCCCGCGACCAGGGACGUGGUGAGGAUGAUUCGAGAGGUGAGAGUGGACGCUCACUUGUCGUCGAACAGCAGCAGCCACUCCCCGGGGAGAUGGUCGGAUACUAUCCACAGUUUGCCAAGGGAAGAUCAGUUAACUAUGUAGCAUUGUUUAUGUGAAUUCUUUUCUACUUCAUUUGUUGAAUGGGUGAUGUUUCAUUUCCUCGGAAUUUUCAGACCUAAUUCAAUUGAAAUUGAGCAUUUUAUUGUGCUUUUUGGCAGUA
This is a messenger RNA of Salvia hispanica, 3204 nucleotides long. RefSeq names its product inactive leucine-rich repeat receptor-like serine/threonine-protein kinase At1g60630. Lineage: Eukaryota; Viridiplantae; Streptophyta; Magnoliopsida; Lamiales; Lamiaceae. Gene Ontology annotation, molecular function: ATP binding; protein kinase activity; protein binding. Gene Ontology annotation, biological process: protein phosphorylation. The record is from RefSeq and is a predicted model, not a curated record.